AUGCCUCGCGGUGUCGAACUUCUGUUGUUGGCCGCUUUAGUUGCCGGUCACGGCCACAUUAGCAACGUCGUCAUCAAUGGCGUCUCCUACGACGGAUGGGAUAUCAGCGUGGAUCCCUACGAGACAGAUCCACCGGUCGUCAUCGCCUGGGAAACCCCAAAUACCUCUAAUGGGUUCAUUAUGCCUGAUCAAUACGGCACCUCGGAUAUUAUCUGCCAUCUCAAUGCAACCAACGCCAAGGGGCACGCGGUGGUCGCUGCUGGCGAUAAGGUCAACUUGCAAUGGACUACAUGGCCAGACACUCAUCAUGGACCUGUCAUCACCUACCUGGCCAAUUGCGGCGAUAGCUGCGAGACAGUUGACAAGACUAAAUUGGAAUUUUUCAAGAUUGACGCCGUUGGUCUAGUUGAUGACAGUGUGGUUCCCGGUACGUGGGGAAACGAUCAACUGAUCGCGAACAAUAACAGCUGGCUUGUCGAGAUCCCCCCUACAAUCGCACCCGGGUACUAUGUGCUGCGCAACGAGUUGAUCGCCCUCCAUAGCGCGGGAACAGCGGACGGCGCACAGAACUAUCCUCAAUGCAUCAAUCUCCAAAUCACCGGCUCGGGAACUGACCAGCCUUCGGGUGUGCUGGGUACUGCGCUUUAUAGUGAAACGGAUCCUGGUAUCCUCGUCAACAUAUUCACGUCUCUGUCCACCUAUAUUGUCCCAGGACCAACCCUUUACAGUGGGGCUGUGUCUGUUUCACAGUCCUCAUCGAGUAUUACUGCAUCUGGAACUCCGGUGACUGGGACCGGCGGAGUCGCUCCGACUACUACUAUAUCCAGUAAAACCUCAACUACAACAACCCGGCCAACAACCUUGACGACAACCACAGGCGGCAAGACUACUACCACCACUACCACCACCACCACCACCAGUACCCGUACCAGUACUACUACUCAAGGUAGUUCUACCCAAACUGUAUAUGGUCAAUGCGGGGGAUCGGGUUGGUCUGGAUUCACGGCUUGCAAUGUGCAGGCGACCUGCUCUUCCUUGAAUCCAUAUUACUCCCAAUGUGUUCCUACAGCUGUUUAG
Penicillium riverlandense is the source of this 1077-nucleotide messenger RNA. RefSeq names its product putative endo-1,4-beta-glucanase. The transcript has a single exon. The record is from RefSeq and is a predicted model, not a curated record. Gene Ontology annotation, cellular component: extracellular region. Gene Ontology annotation, molecular function: cellulose binding. The coding region runs from base 1 to 1077 and encodes 358 amino acids. Gene Ontology annotation, biological process: carbohydrate metabolic process. Lineage: Eukaryota; Fungi; Ascomycota; Eurotiomycetes; Eurotiales; Aspergillaceae.